Paramormyrops kingsleyae is the source of this 2009-nucleotide messenger RNA. RefSeq names its product pentatricopeptide repeat domain 2 (gene ptcd2). Gene Ontology annotation, cellular component: mitochondrion. Gene Ontology annotation, biological process: multicellular organism development; mitochondrion organization; regulation of mRNA processing. The record is from RefSeq and is a predicted model, not a curated record. Gene Ontology annotation, molecular function: RNA binding; protein binding. NCBI's taxonomy places the organism in Eukaryota, Metazoa, Chordata, Actinopteri, Osteoglossiformes, Mormyridae.
GUUAUGGCGUUUGCCUCAACGAGUAGCUGUACCAGAAUGUUUCUGCAUGGUGCAAAGUUAAAGGUUAUGAUAUGUAAUAUCAAACAGUCAGACUGCUGGAGGUGCAGGUUAGGAGCCAAGAGAUCUCUUCUUUCAGAAGAUGUCAUUAAGCUGCAAGAUUUCCAAAAAAGAAAAAAUGAAAUGACUUUAAAACAUGGAGAUAAAGGAGAAUAUAUACAAAUGUUUCAACAAAAGCUACAAAGAAAUGACCUUAUCCUAAGAGAUGAAUUAAAAGUGCUGCUUCACUUAUGCCAGACACCCGAGGACAUGAUCAUCGCUAAAGCUGCCAUCUGUCGGUAUCAUCAAGACAACAGAAAUGCGACUUAUACAGAGUUCAAGUUUGGCCCCCUGUUUAUGAGGCUUUGCUAUGAACUGAACAUGGAGGAGAUGGCAGAAUGCACAAUAAAGGACAAGAGUCUGAAAGGAUUCUUCCCAGACUCAACAUCCUUCAACAUCAUGAUGGACAUGCUGUUUAUGAAAGGACACUAUGAGAGUGCAUUGGAAGUCCUAGCAGACAUGAGGAAUCAGGGAGUGCCUUUCAACAAGGACACCUUCAUUUUGGCCUUUGCUAUCUGCUACAAGCUGAAUACUGCCAAGUCCUACAGAAUUUGCAUCAUGAUGCUUGAAGAGGCACAGAUGAAAGGUUUCCUUAUUCCUAGACAUGCCUACUACUUUGCAGUGGCUCUGGCACUCAAACAGGAGGACGUAGAAAAGGCGAAAUCUCUGUUUUCACAGAUCAUGACCACCAGCAACAGAAUAAGCCAGAAUCUCCAAGUGUAUAUAUUAGCCAUGGAUGGUGCUCUGAAGGACAUUCUCUCUGUUCUGACAUCAGCACUGGACUGCAGAAGUCCAACGUUCGUGAAGAAGCCCGAAUUUUCCGAGGAGUUGGUAGGCAUGGUGCAGCGGCGCAGUAAGGACAGCCCGGCACUGCAGGGCCACCUGGAGCGUGUCCUGGCACGGCUGCGGGAGUCUGGCCAGGUGACGGCGCUGAGCAUCGACGAGCUGCUCUGCCUGACGCACGGCGGGAAGCACAGGCCCUUCAGCGAGCUGCUGAUGCCAAGGAAGGCCGGCCGCCGCGAAGGCAGGCCGCUGCGCUCAGCCCUGCUGUCUGAGUGACGGUCCCCGUGGCUCCUCACCCCCCCAGGUCUCUGUCUACCCCCCCAGCCGCUCGGUCUCCCUUCCUGCUGUCAGAGUGCAGACCUCUGACAGCCUCACUGAGGCGAACCCCAUCAGCACCAAAAAUAAACUGCGAAAGAUAAAAUCCAUUUGCUUUUAGAGAUGAUUUUUGAACUCAUAAUUUUUGGAGUCCCUGUUAUGUGUGGAAAGUCAGACUUUAAUCUGCGAUUAAUGGUAAAACGCUCAGUUUUAUGGUACAGUUCAACUGAUUGCAUUUCAUGACAUAGGCUAAAGACGACAUCCACGGAAUUGGCUUCUGAAUAGUGAGGGACGAGACGAGGCAUCGCCGAUGGCAGCAGGCGUAUCUGUCCUCCCUUUGCUUGUAGACUCGUUGCAGUUCCAGCUGUUGGCCUGGAUUGAAUAAAACUGGAACUACAACACAUACAAACUGGUUAUUGUCAGUAUGCAGACGGUACACACCGCUGUUUUUGUGGAUCCGCCCUUUUUGCCAUGUUCAUUUGUGGUCUGAUUUGCAGUGAAGGGUUCUGUUGAGCACAUCAGUGUUUUCUUUGGGAAACUCCUUGUCAUUAUUUCUGGUCUGGGAGACCCCUGUAGUUUUAUUUGUAUGUAACCUAAGGUAAAAUCCCAUUCAAAUGUUGCUGCAUUUAAAAAAUGUACAUAAAGAUUAACUGAAUGCCUUGAGUCUUUGUACUGGAUGUAUGGUUAGAAAAAAAAUGGAUGGAUGGGUGGAUGAAAUGCAUUUGUGAUUGUGAGCUUUCCUGAAAAAUGCAUUUAUAAAAUGUAUUUUAGACGUCUUCCAGAACUAAAUUUACAAAUAUACGUUUGUUCUGUAA